This is a messenger RNA of Cutaneotrichosporon cavernicola, 1821 nucleotides long. RefSeq lists its product as uncharacterized. The transcript has 2 exons. Gene Ontology annotation, molecular function: electron-transferring-flavoprotein dehydrogenase activity; iron-sulfur cluster binding. The coding region runs from base 1 to 1821 and encodes 606 amino acids. Gene Ontology annotation, biological process: electron transport chain. Lineage: Eukaryota; Fungi; Basidiomycota; Tremellomycetes; Trichosporonales; Trichosporonaceae. The record is from RefSeq and is a predicted model, not a curated record. Gene Ontology annotation, cellular component: mitochondrial inner membrane.
AUGUCUCUCACAACACGCUGGAUCGGCUCGUCGCGCUCCGCUGUCGCAGCAGUCGUUAGGCGGCCACGCGUUGCCGCCAUUGGCACCGUCUCGCGCGCCCGCUUCUUCGCCUCCGAGGCCGAGGAGCCCUUCGACCUCAACUCGAUCGAGCGCGACUCGGACGAGGUCGACGUCUGCAUUGUUGGUGGUGGUCCCGCCGGUCUCUCGGCCGCUAUCCGCCUCAAGCAGCUCGACAAGGAUGACCAGCUCCGUGUCGUCGUCCUCGAGAAGGGCUCCGAGCCCGGUAACCACAUUCUGUCCGGUGCCGUUCUCGAGCCCAGGGCGCUCAACGAGCUGAUUCCCGAGUGGGAGGAGAAGGGUGCGCCGCUCAACCAGCCCGCGCUCAAGGACUCGAUGAAGUUCCUCAUCAACGGCAACAUGUCGGCUCCCAUGCCCCACCCGCCCCAGAUGAGCAACCAUGGUAACUACAUUGUCUCGCUCUCGCGCUUCACUUCGUGGCUCGCCGAGCAGGCCGAGGAGCUCGGUGUGGAGGUCUACCCCGGUUUCGCCGGUGCCAGCCCCGUCUACACCGAGGACGGCACGGGCGUCAAGGGUGUGUGCACUGGCGACGUUGGUCUCGACAAGAACUUGCAGCCAAAGGACUCGUUUGAGCCUGGUAUGGAGUUCCACGCAAAGGUCACCCUCAUUGCUGAGGGUGCUCACGGCUCGCUUUCCAAGGUUCUCCAGAACAAGUUCAACCUGCGUGACGGUGUCGACCCCCAGACUUACGGCCUCGGUAUCAAGGAGGUUUGGAAGGUCCGUGACGAGGUUCACGAGCCCGGAAAGAUUAUCCACACCAUGGGCUGGCCCCUCGACAUGAACACGUACGGUGGCUCGUUCCUGUACCACAUGGAGGACAACAUGGUCACCCUGGGUCUCGUCGUCGGUCUCGACUACCCCAACCCCUACAUCUCGCCCUUCCGCGAGUUCCAGCGCCUCAAGCACCACCCCGUCUUUGCCGAGGUCCUCAAGGGCGGCGAGUGCAUUGCCUACGGUGCGCGUGCCCUCAACGAAGGUGGUUUCCAGUCGAUCCCCAAGCUCUUCUUCCCCGGAGGAGCGCUCAUCGGCUGCUCGGCUGGUUUCCUGAAUGUGCCCAAGAUCAAGGGUACGCACAACGCCAUGAAGUCGGGUAUGCUCGCCGCCGAGGCUGCGUACGAGCAGCUCACCAAGGGUGAGGAGUCGGAGGCGCCUGUCGACAUGUCCGAGUACGCUUCCAAGAUGGAGAAGUCGUGGGUGUACGAUGAGCUCAAGGAGGUGCGCAACCUCCGCCCCUCGUUCCACAACCCUCUUGGAUUGUGGGGCGGCAUGGCCUACUCGGGUCUUGACUCGAUGAUCCUCAAGGGCCGCGUCCCCUGGACCUUCCACCACCCCCAGGAGGACUUUGAGGCUACCAAGCCCGCCGCCAACUUCAAGCCCAUCGACUACCCGAAGCCCGAUGGCGAGCUCUCGUUUGACAUUCUCACCUCGGUUGCCCGUACCGGCACCAACCACGCCGAGAACCAGCCCGUGCACCUCCGCCUCCCUACCGACCCGGACGCGCGCCGCCGCCACACCGAGAUCAACGUGACCGAGUAUGACGGUCUCCUGGGCCGUGUCUGCCCCGCUGCCGUGUACGAGUACCAGGACGCCGAGGGUGCCGAGGUCGACGCCGCUGGCAAGAAGUUUGUUAUCAACUCGCAGAACUGCAUCCACUGCAAGACCUGCUCCAUCAAGGUCCCUACCCAGGACAUUACCUGGACCGUCCCCGAGGGUGGCGGUGGGCCCAAGUACACCAUCACCUAA